This is a messenger RNA of Symbiodinium sp. CCMP2592, 2634 nucleotides long. The record is from the annotation of a GenBank genome assembly. Lineage: Eukaryota; Dinophyceae; Suessiales; Symbiodiniaceae.
AUGGCAGUCGGAACGGCCGUGGGCAACGCCGCUAUGGUGGUCGGCAAUCGAGUCAUCGAAGCACCGAAGUUGACGAUGGAUGGUCUGAACUCACUUGGCAAAGGCGACUUGAAGGGAUUUGCGGAGCGUAUCGGCAGAACCCCCUUGGCUGUCGCCAAGGUCACAAUCAACACAGGCCGUGAUAUAGGGGAGAUUGCUGUAACCCAAGCAGUCAGGCUCGCGAAGACCACGCUGGAACAUGCGAGGAAAACCGCCGAACAAGGAGCGAAACUGGCAACAAAGGUGGGGAACUACAUCGCAGACAAAGCAGUGGCAUUGGGAAAUGAAGUUGCCAAGGUUGGGCCCUUGGCUGCAGGCUUGGGAACGGCAGUCUGGAACGAGAUGAAGAAGUACCUGAAUUGCCUAAAAGCGUCCACCUCUCUUUGUGCAAUGCUUAUUGGCAGGCAAUGCGAUUGUAAUGCCGGAAGCUACGUCAAGGUCUAUCACAACAGAAUGGAAAUGCGGUGUGUCUUCUCGAGAACCUCCGAGUUCUCGAAGGGCUUCGGUAUCAAGGCAACGCGGGACAGCAAUGGCGGCGGCAGCACUCUGCCCGGCAGCGAGUAUUCACAGGCGUACAAGAUGUACACCGACGUAAUGAAGUCGAGAAAAGGUUUAGAAGCCAUGCAGUCACCCAAGCCUGCGGGCAUGUGCGAAACUGAGCUGAAAGUAUCCGUCGACGGUGUCACACAGUGGAACCCUGACAUCACGGUGAGUGUUGGGACCAACGGUGACACUGUGAUCUCACUCAGCGGCUCCGUGCAGGGGUCCUACGACACGCUCGUUACCGGGCAGGGCAGCUGCAGCUACACGCUCAAACGAGGCUUUCCGAAGAAGCCCAAGACGAAGGUGGUGUGCGCCGGCAAGUUUUGCGUCAUGAUAUCGCUGCAGAUGGUUGCAUCGCUGGUGGGAAAGGGCGUCCUUACCGGAACCAUCGAUUUGUCGAACGACGUAGAUUUCCAAAUCUCCGCCAGAGCCACCGUCAAGAAGAACGGCGAGUCCGAUGUCACCGUUAACAGCCUCGGCACGAAGCACACGGAAGCCGUCAAGGUCGGGGCGAGCGCCGAGGCCUCGUUGAGAUUCAGCGUGGGGCCAGAGCUCGUAGUGUGGCCCAUGCCUGGUAUUCCGAUUACUUUCGCGCCCAAGUUUCACGCGGAAGCCAAAGCGAAGGGCACCAUCAAGUACCCAUCAAGCUCUCUGCUCCUCGACCAGGAAUCGGCCGAGGAGUCUCUUCCUUUUGAGGGCUCAAAUGCAAGCUUGGGGCUGCUGGAGGCGGAGGAGGGACGCACCGCCAAGCUCCCGCAGUGUCACGCCGCCGCCGUGAGCUUGUAUACCGACUUUACCAUCACCGGCUUCGCGAUCCCGAAGUGGUUGAAAGAUCUCUUGAAGGACGGCUUUCUCAAGGACAGGAUCAAAGAAGCGAUCAACGAAGGUGCAAGAGCCAUGAUCAAGAUGAUGACCGGGCCACUGCAGUGCAUCCCCGGUGCAAGUGCGGUCACCAACAAGAUCAUGGACGCGGCCCGCGAAGCCGGGAACCUUCUUUCAGGCCUUAUCCCUAACCUCGGUCUCAAGUGGGACUUCAAGUCGAUCUACAUUCUGAAGCCUCAGAAGCUCUUUUGCAAGGAGGUGUGGAAAUACCCGAAUUCCCCGGAUUUCGAGAACACCCCAUGCGCGGAUCAGCUCGGAUGUGGAACCGCCGGCCAGGGGGUGGCAGAUGAGUCGGAGGUCGAGGUUGUGCCACCGGAACAGGUUCGCCAACCGACUGUGAACAGACAGCACGGUACCCCUGGCUGCCCAAACGGUCUGAAAAUGGGGGACCGCUUCAUUGAGCUUGGCAAGUUCCGCAUUGCCGAGCAUUACGACCAGUACUUGUCGGUCUCGCACAAGGACACACGGAAGGUCGCUGUGGUCUGGGAGAAGAACGGGAACGCUUGGCGUCGUCACGGCAGCGACUGGCAUCGAUACGAUGCCUGGGGCAGGUCGAAUGGGCUUGGCAAAAAGAUCAAGUUCGGCUUCGAGUUUAUCCAAAUUGGCAAGUUCCGCCUCGGGGCUGUGGAUGACAGACACCUCUCGAUCUCGCACACACAAGACAGGAGGACCGCGAUGAUCUUGCGAGACGAUGGGCAUCAAACAUGGGGAUCCCGCACUGACUGGAACACCCUGGACCGCUCUGAGGGAGCUCCCGUGGGCAUCACUUUCGGAGACGGGUGGAUCCAGAUCGGCAAGUUCCGAAUUGGAGAUUCGGGCGGCAAUGACUUGGCCAUCAUGCACACACGCGACAAGAAUAGAGCCAUUGAAGUUUACACGCGGGAUGGCAACUACAAAACGGGCAACGCUCUCAAUGGGAACUGGGGCAACUUGUAUGGUCGACAUCCGGCCCAUUGGACCUGCCCGAGCAUUGGAGACAUCGCGCAUGGUAAAUGCAGGGAGGACUUCGGAGGGUGGGGAGAUCGCUUUGUACAGCUCGGAGACUGGCGCUUGGCUGCCAUCGAUGAUCGCAACUUCGCCUUCGCCCACAAGAACGGCAAGAACGUCGAGGUCUGCGGACAGGGCGAGCUGCAAGAUGUGUUGUGCACCACAAAUUCACAUCGUAUAUAA